Pistacia vera is the source of this 1414-nucleotide messenger RNA. RefSeq lists its product as uncharacterized. The transcript has 3 exons. The record is from RefSeq and is a predicted model, not a curated record. Lineage: Eukaryota; Viridiplantae; Streptophyta; Magnoliopsida; Sapindales; Anacardiaceae. Bases 749 to 976 code for a protein of 75 amino acids.
UUUCUGCUUCUAUCUCUGAAUCGAUAUUUAGGCUAGUUUCUAAAUGUCAAUUAGCUUCUAAAAUUUGGCUUACACUUGAAGAAGAAUUUGUUUCGGAGACUAAAGCUAAAACUCUACGUAUUAGGAGCUUAUUACAAUCUACUAGGAAAGAAAACCUAACCAGGAGUGAAUACAUGCUAAAAAUGAAACAAUAUGUUGAUGAUGUACUACCUGCUAGUGGUUGUGUGAUAACUGAUGAGGAUUUUUUGAAUUACAUACUGGAUUUGUCCUGAGUUCGUUGUUGUGGUAGUUAACAUUACUUCUAGAUUUGGAAGUCUAUCAUUUGCAGAAGGCACAAUAUUUGUUACAAAAGUAUGAGUUACAAUUAGAAAAGAAUAAUGCUUUGCUAUCAGUUGCUAUUAGUUUAGACUUCAAUGGAGAUUUGGCGAAUUUGGUUAGUUUAGCAGUAAAUGUCAAUUAUAAGUUUGGUUAGAAUAAGAACCAGAAAUCAAAAGAUAAUGUUGUUAAUCAUCAAGGUGCCACUGAUGCGGACUAUAGUCCUCAACAAACUCCCAAUUUCAAUACUUUAAUCCUACCUCUCUCUUACCUCCUGUAGCUCAGCGUGUGAAUUUUGUUCCUCAAUAUUCUCAGCACUUUCAGUCUAAUCAGUUUUCAGGAGGAGGAAGAGAUCAUGGUAGAGGUUCUAAUAGAAACAAGCCUAUUUACCAUGUGGUAAGUCAAGCCAUACUGCAAUUCUCCUCAAACUAAUAUGGCUGUUCAAGCAUGCAAUGUCUCACCAGCUAUGAUUUCACAUCAAGUUUCUCCAGCUCAAGCUACAGUCAGAGAACCAGUUUGGUACAUCAAGUCAAGAGCCACUGAUCGUGUCACAACAGAUUUGAGUCAGUUGUUUGUAAAUGCAAGCUACACUGGCCAGGAUCAAACUCAAGUUGGGAAUUGUGAGCGUUUGAACAUUUCUCAUACAGAAUUGAGCUGUUGAUAAACUGAAGCUGAUACUGUUUGGUUUACUGAAGUGAAGUUCCUUUUAAGCUGUUGCUGAUGGUUUACUGAAGUGAAGUUCCUUUCAUUGAGUUUGUGUAGUAGAUAAGGUGGAGCUGUUGAUAAACUGAAGUUGGUACUGUUGGUUUAGUGAAGUGAAGUUCCUAUCUUGAGUUUGUGUAGUAGUUGAGGAUUAACAGUUCAGAUUGACACACUGAAGAAGAUGUGAUUUGAUACUUUAUAUGCUGUCGCUUUUUACUAGUGUUUUAAUUAGUUAGCCUAAGUCAAAUUCUUCUCUUUACUUUAGUCUUGAACUUACUCUACUGUACACAUAUAAAACAGAGGUGUAGUGGCCAGCUGUAAUCAAUCAAGAAAUCAAAGAAAUAGCUUUGCAAUAUUCUUGAAUUCUCUCUCAAUUUUUCGAUUGUUCCAAAACCUC